UUAGCAGAGAGAACACCGACCAGCACCAGACAUACAGAGACAAAGUUUCAACGUCAAGUCAAAAUCAAAGUAGAGUAGAGAAGAGGAGGAGUAGAGUAAUUGCAAAUACAAAGUGCAACACAACACGGCAUGUAACUUUAUGUCUUCUUGAAACUUGAAGAAAGGGAUUAGGAAACGUUGGGCUUAAAAUAUCAACAUAGGUAAAGGACCAAAUUAACUCAAGAUGGCAGAUGAUGAAUGGCAGUUGGAAGCUGUUGAAGAACAGUUCAAAGUGUUUGAAUCACUCAAGGAACCAUACAAACGAAUAUCAUUGACUAAUUUAAGGACUUUAAUGGAAGAAGUAUCCUCGAUUAAGAAUUUACACACAAAAAUGAAUAAAACCAAACAUUCAACCCCUAGUGAGAUAAGUCUUCAGAUCAUUAAUCAACAAUGUGAAGAAGAAAUCAAGCUCUCUUUUAUUGUCAUUGUCACUAACAUGAAACAAAAUGGAACCCUCUGCAAAAUGCCGGUAUUUGUCUUAAUAUCCAAUGAGAGAACAAAAUACAUAGAUAUGAACCUUACAUUAUUCAACAGUUGGGACGCAUUUUUCAACAACAAUGAUCUACCCCCUUGUCAGUAUUGUUUUCCUGUAAAUGGUCUGUACAAUGUUGGAAAAAAGUUGAAGAUUGAUUUUGCCUCAUCUCCUGUUGCCUUGAGGCAAAACGUAAACGUAUUUUGGAAAUGCUUGGGUUUUGUGGCUGGUGUUGGAUUGGUCGUGGCAUCAUUUUUCUUCACUAUUCCUCCUGUGGAUAGAUACACUCAGAAGGCAGACUCACUUUUAAGUAUAGCAAAUGAGUAUGUUCCUGGUAUUCGAAAGUAUGGAAUCAUGUUUUUGAAAGCAGUGGGAUACGUUCAGCAACUGAAAUCAGGCAAAGGUGAUUUAAUAGAUAUUUUGCCUCAACUUUGCAAAUUUCUUACUACGGUACAGGAUAACUUCAAAGAAGAAAUAUCUAUGAUUUACGGAUGGAUAAAAGACACUUUAUGGAAGAUAUAUAAUUGGAUCAAGACAAAGCUUUCUCAUUUCUUUGAAAAAGCAUCAGCAUGGGCACAACAUAAAUUUCUUGCGGUUACACACCGAGUUAACAGUGAAGUGAUAGCUGCUGAGUUGGAAGCAAAUGAGAUUCUGGAAGAAUCACGAAAAAACAAUCAAAAAUUCCAAACCCCUGUUGAUGCAACAGCUAUACAUGCAACAGUGAACACGGAAAACAGCUCGGAAUAUGUUAGCACGAUAUUUAGAAAUGCUAAAACUGAAAGUGCUUUGGAAAACAAUAUGUUGAAAGGCAACAGUGAUGAAAAUAUUCAUCCAGUGACUUCUGAUUUGUUGGAAAUCAGUAACAAAGUAGCUAACCAGCUACAAAAAGAAGGUCUUAAAGAUGUACAAGACAUACUUGAGGCUUACCUGGGUUUUGUGAAAGAUGAAUUCUUAAAAUGUAUCAAUUUGUAUACAAAAAUGCUUGAUGCAGCUAAAGCCGGUGCUGGACAUGCAAUUAACGUGGAAACAUUCAAUCUUACACUGGGUAUUAAAGGAGAUGUUACAGCACACUACUGGGCAGAAGCAUUUAAGAUUAUAAGUGAUACUCCUCGUCUUGGUUUUCUCUUACAGGAAGAAAUAAAAGAACUAGAAAAGCAAAAGAAAUUGCUUAUAUUCCCAAUCGCUAAAAUUACUGAAGAUGAUACGAUGGGCCUUUACAGAUGUGUUGGACCCGAUGGAACAGGUAAAUUUUCUGCCAAAGAUCUCUUGUUGGCUUUGGAAGGGAUUCAAAUUCCUAUAAAAAAUGAAAAAUUGGUUAUAAAUGAAACACCAUCUGCAGUAGUGAUUCGCCUUAGCGAAUUAACAAUAGUAGCAUCGCAAAAACUGAACUCAGACAAUACAUCAGAGGGGAUGUUGAUGAUAACCAGGUAAAACCUCUUCAGAUUUGAGUGGAGACUUAUAUGGUUCAAAAAAGGUACAGGGAAUAUGGGUCAGACAGCAACUCUUGAUAAUUUAUUACCAUUGUAUGCCUGAGAUCUGAUAUAUAACAAUUAACAGUCGGCAGGACCGACGGCCAUCUUGGAUUUUCUGCCCAUAACGCCAUUGUUAUGGUUGAAGCAUAUUACGGCAUUGUUUAUUAAGAUAAAAAGCUGCAAAAUAUCCCAUUUUAAAGCUAUUGAAACCACAAAUGUGAUUUGCCAUCUACUUUUUAAUUUUAAUUGUUCUUAUUUUGUCUAUUGACUUAAACUUGUUUAAAUGAUCCGAAAAUUAAUACACACAGAAAAUAUAUUUAAGAAUCACAUACAAUUUUCUACUUGUUAGUUAAUUAAGCUUAUGGUGCAUGAUUAAUAUGCUUCAACGUGAACGUAUGUUUUGCUGAUCGGAGCUCGGACAACCAUUGUUCGCCUGGGAUCUGAUGCCCUGACGGUCAACGGCAAUGCAAAAUUAUUGACUCCAGCCGACUCUUAAUGAUACUAUUGGCAAAAAAUGAUAAUGACAAUGUUGUGUUUAUUUGAUUUAGAAUUCCAUAAUUUAAGGCCUGAUUUGACAAUCCAACUUGAUUAGUUGAAAUCAAGUGAAAUAAAUGUUGUGUUCAAUUCUGUAGAAAACCUAACAGAGAAAAUCAAUUUGGACAAAGUACAUCAUAACAUUUUUUCUGAAAAUAGAUAUGUUUGAUUACAACGAUACUUUCUCACCUGCUUACGUGUAUUGGUUAGUGUUAAAAUAAUCCCAGUUACGGCAGUUACUUCAAAUUAUUUGAACAUGUAUUAAAAAAAUUGUGAACACUAAAAAAUAUUGUUUAAUAUUAUAUAAUUUUAUUUGUCUAAUUUGUAAUAAUGUAUUAAUAUUUAUGAGCUUACAAUGACAUACUGUAGUUUUCCUAUUUUUUCUUUUGUAAAUGGUUUAUUUAAGGGUUUAAUAUGAAUCUAACAUGGUUUUAAACGUUCAGUUGUGGUAUUAUUUUAUAUUAACUCAAUCAAGACUUAUUA
Macrosteles quadrilineatus (aster leafhopper) is the source of this 3000-nucleotide messenger RNA. RefSeq lists its product as uncharacterized. The record is from RefSeq and is a predicted model, not a curated record. The transcript is spliced from 2 exons. Lineage: Eukaryota; Metazoa; Arthropoda; Insecta; Hemiptera; Cicadellidae. The coding region runs from base 224 to 1942 and encodes 572 amino acids.